Molecule: messenger RNA, 885 nt
Organism: Suillus paluster
Lineage: Eukaryota; Fungi; Basidiomycota; Agaricomycetes; Boletales; Suillaceae
Product: P-loop containing nucleoside triphosphate hydrolase protein
Exons: 4
Coding region: 1-885 (294 amino acids)
Biological process (GO): transmembrane transport
Cellular component (GO): membrane
Molecular function (GO): ATP hydrolysis activity; ATP binding; ATPase-coupled transmembrane transporter activity
Source: RefSeq, a predicted model, not a curated record
AUGGCAGACUCAUACUCCGCAUCACAGCCCUUGACUGGGCUUCUCCUCGGUUCCAAAUUCUUCGUUAUGGAAAUCAGCGCCAUGCACUGGGUCACUCGUUUCUGCAACAUCGCUUUCAGCCGUGUUCUCAGCCAGGACAAGAGCUGGUUUGACCAUCCUGAGAACGGUGCAGCCAAGCUUACCCAAGUCAUCAUGAAAGAUGGGGAUGAUGCGUGUAUGCUGAUCGCUGUGGUGUUGGGCCAGAUCGUUGCUGUUGGCGCGAUGAUGACUACGGGUUUGAUGGCCAAGUGUGAGGUGCGCAAUAAGAGGGCUCGUGAGGAGGUUGCAAGGGUGUACUACAAAUCGAUUCUCAAGGUCCGUGGUAUUCAUGCUAUGCCUCUUGAACCUGUUCUUCAGGACUCAAUUCAAGAAGGCCACUUCGCAGUGUCUUUCCACUGGUCCGAAGCACUUCUCUUCUACAUCAGCGCUGUCCUCAUCACCCAGGGCACAUACACAUACCUCCAAAUGUGCCAAGUCCUCAACCUCAGUUGUGUUCACCGUCUCCAUCAGCUCAACACCCUCAUCGGGGAGAACGCAUCUCUAGUCUCAGGUGGUCAAGCCCAGCGCCUCCAAAUUGUUCAUGCACUCACAUGCCCAGCCAAGGUUCUCAUUCUAGAUGAAUGUACCUCAGCGCCGGAUGGUGCAAACCAGAUAGCUAUAUUGGAGAUGAUAUGUGCUGCCAAGGUUGGGAAGACUACUAUCAUGGUGAUGCAUAAGGCACCUGUGAUGAAGAUAUGCGAUCGGGUGCUUGUUGUUGAAGAUGGGCAGGUUCAAGCACUUCCAGUCCCGGGCCAGCAGUUCAGCCAUCAGAGAACUGGUGGACAGAUUAGCGAUAUAUUUCAUUGA